This is a messenger RNA of Penicillium oxalicum, 1461 nucleotides long. RefSeq names its product D-arabinose 1-dehydrogenase (NAD(P)(+)) ARA2. Gene Ontology annotation, molecular function: D-arabinose 1-dehydrogenase [NAD(P)+] activity. The coding region runs from base 1 to 1461 and encodes 486 amino acids. The transcript has a single exon. Gene Ontology annotation, biological process: dehydro-D-arabinono-1,4-lactone biosynthetic process. Lineage: Eukaryota; Fungi; Ascomycota; Eurotiomycetes; Eurotiales; Aspergillaceae. Gene Ontology annotation, cellular component: cytosol. The record is from RefSeq and is a predicted model, not a curated record.
AUGAGGCCUCAAUCCCCGCUGUCCGCGGACCUGCCUCCGCUGAUUAUGGGCACAGCGACAUUCAACUCUCAAUACAAUGCUGAUCCAUUUGCCCUGCCAACCACCGAACUCGUCCAUCGCGCUCUAUCGCGCGGCAUUCGCGCCUUCGACACAUCACCCUACUACGGCCCCGCCGAAGAACUUCUCGGCCGGGCCCUAGUCACAGAAUUUGUGCAAACACACUUCCCUCGCGACUCUUAUCGUCUGCUGACCAAGGUUGGCCGGGUCUCGGGUGCAUCCUUUGACUACUCGCCCGCGUGGGUCCGAUACAGUGUUCGUCGCAGUCUGCGCCGUCUGCAUACAGAUUACCUCGACGUCGUGUACUGCCAUGACGUGGAGUUUGUCUCCCCCGCCGAGGUCCUCGCCGCCGUGACCGAACUGCGUCGACUGCGCGACGAAGAGGGUCUGUUGCGGUAUGUCGGAAUCUCGGGAUACCCGGUUGAGGUGCUUAGUUCCUUGGCGGAGAUGAUUCUCCAGGAAACAGGCGAGCCAUUGGACAUCGUCAUGUCCUAUGCCAACUACACCUUGCAAAACACCCGACUGCGUUCACUGGCAUUGCCGCGACUACUUGCUGCAGGCGUGGACGUGGUUCCGAAUGCCUCCCCCUUGGGCAUGGGAUUGCUUCGUCGAGACGGUGUUCCGAUCGGGUCGAUGGGUGACUUCCACCCCGCGCCGGAUGCGCUGCGCACAGCCAUCCAGUCUGCCGCACAAUGCACCUCGCACAGCGGCGAAAAGUUGGAGGUUGUGGCGAUCCGGUUUGCGCUCGAGUCCUGGCUACGUGCGGGCGCUAAAGCUGGUGCACUGGGUGCACCACUGGCUCGCUCGACGGACGCGGACCCUGGGUUCUUGUCCGUGGCGAACCUCGGCACGGGCAGGAGACUAGGGGUCAGUGUCAUGGGAGUGAGUAACAUUGACGAGCUGGAUGAAACACUCCGUGUUUGGCACAGUAUCUUGGACGGACUGGAGAGCUGGGACGAAGACGAGGACACAGAAGGAGAAUUGGACCUGGAGAAACAAAUAAUGUCCAUGGGCCCCUCCUCUACAUCACCCCAAGCAGCAGCAGCAACAGAGAAACAUGAAAGCGAAAAUGGUGCCGUCCCAUCCCAAGUCCAGGCACCCGCCAUCCUCACGCCCUCGGAGGGUCUCAUCACAGACCGCGCAUGGUCUCACACUCGGCGCGCCAAGAUCUUGCAAUUGGCCAAGGAGGUGCGGGAUGUUCUGGGCGCAGAAUGGGUCGAUUACGUCUGGGCCAGCCCGCCCCCGAAUUUCAAGAACACACUGCCAGAUGACCAUAUUGCUGCGAAGAGAUUAAUCGAGGCCGAGGAGGCGGAGGGCACGCAGGCACUGCCGUCUCCGGCCGCCUCUAUUCAUGACGAGCCCGUGUUGACGCCACCACUGGAUGCACAGCCCCAGCUGGCAUAG